AUGUCGAGUCCAUCAGUGGCCCUUGCAACAGCGUGUUGGAGUCAGAAGGCGUUCGUGCUGCGAUCAAAGCGUGUGCCUUGGCGCAAGGGAUGGAAUCGGACGAUGAGAAUGUCAGCUGCCAGUAUACUUGAGACCAUGGCCGCACAAAUGGAUUACAAGGCUGUGCGUAAGUUUGGCAGGCUUCUCCGGAAGUUUGGUAUUGUUAGCACCUUUGUGGGUUGCUACGUGUCCGGGAGAGUCAGUAAUCUCUACAUCGUACUUGUGACUAUCGACUAUGAAAAGCCGCUGGAAGUACUGCUGCACCAGAACGAGCUACUAAGCGAGGCAAAAUUCGGAGUCGAUCAGCGUUUUGUUCAAAGCCAUGCCAGUCGUUCAAAAGUAGUUUGGCUCGAUCUUGGUAAAGUUUGGUGGACCGUUGGAUGUGAAGCAAUGUGA
Molecule: messenger RNA, 435 nt
Organism: Hyaloperonospora brassicae
Lineage: Eukaryota; Oomycota; Peronosporomycetes; Peronosporales; Peronosporaceae
Source: the annotation of a GenBank genome assembly